Camelina sativa (false flax) is the source of this 1350-nucleotide messenger RNA. NCBI's taxonomy places the organism in Eukaryota, Viridiplantae, Streptophyta, Magnoliopsida, Brassicales, Brassicaceae. The record is from RefSeq and is a predicted model, not a curated record.
UUUCUUAUCAAUUCUUCAGUUUUAUCGCCGUUUGUGAAAAGCCCCAAUUUCGCCGUUUGUGAAAAGCCCCAAUUUCGCCCUAAAUCUCCAUAUCCAUCGCAAUUGAUAGCUCGAAUCCAUUUUUGAGGCAUGUCUUUCUUCUUCCUCCUAAUUUCGUUAUUUGUUUCGAUUAUUUGUGAUUUCAAACAGCUUUUGAUUUCGAUAAGGGUCAGAUUUAGUUAUCUGUUUUGUUAGGGUUCGAUUUAUCUAGAUUUAUUUCGUUAUCUGUUUUUUAGGGUUCGAUUAUUUACAGAUUUUGAGAAUGUGGAGUUUCGAAUCCAUCUGUUUUGUUAGGGUUCGAUUAUUUACAGAUUUGACUCAAAAAUAGCUUUUGGAUUUGAGUAUUUGCGCCUUCAUAAACUGAACGAUUUUUUUUUUUUCCCAAGUGUUGGUGAUUGAAAUGUUGGGGAACUGAAGCUUCUCAUUUCUCUGUACUCACACAACAGAGCUGAUCCUGGUUAUAAAAGUGGAGCUUGGAAAUUUGUAAGGGAUGUGUCUGCGGCUUUAGGUGACAUAGAAAUGAUAAUAUGUCCUUGUAAAGACUGUCGUAAUGUAGUACGACAGUUAAACAGUGUUGUGGUUGAGCAUCUUGUAAUAAGAGGGAUGGAUGAGGCAUACAAGGUGCAUAGUGAUUGGUAUCAUCAUGGAGAUGUGAAGUCAGUAGAUGAAUUUCAAAGUAAACCAACUCAGUGGAAUGAGGAAGUUUUUGAGUUAUAUAAAGCUGCUGAAUUUUUUGAUCAAGAGUUGGCUUUUAGAGGUGACUUAGCUGACCAACCUGUGGGCGACUUAAGUGAGAUUGCAGAGGGUGAGGACCAACAAGAGGAUGAGUUCCUUGCAAAGAUCCGGGAUGCUGAAACCCCACUAUACCCUAGCUGUUCAAACCACAGCAAGUUAUCGGCUAUUGUGACUUUGUUUAGGAUUAAGACACAUAAUGGCUGGUCGGAUAAGAGCUUCAAUGAACUGCUUCAGACAUUGCCAAGCAUGUUGCCAGAUGGUAAUGUCUUUCACACAUCAUUGUAUGAUGUCAAGAAAUUUUUAAAGAGCUUUCAUAUGGGAUAUGAAAAGAUCGACGCAUGUGUUAAUGAUUGCUGCCUCUUCAGAAAGAAGUUAAAGAAGCUUGAUAAAUGUCCCAAAUGUAAUGCUUCACGGUGGAAGACUAAUAAGCGGACUAAUGAGGUAAAGAAAGGUGUCCCACAGAAAGUAUUAAGAUAUUUUCCAAUUAUACCAAGGCUGAAGAGAAUGUUCAGAUCAGAGAAUGUGGCGAUCACACAAGUCUGUCACGGUGAAGGCUAUAAAUUUGGCUGCAAAUAA